Molecule: messenger RNA, 2890 nt
Organism: Corythoichthys intestinalis (scribbled pipefish)
Lineage: Eukaryota; Metazoa; Chordata; Actinopteri; Syngnathiformes; Syngnathidae
Gene: foxred1
Product: FAD-dependent oxidoreductase domain containing 1
Exons: 12
Coding region: 260-1771 (503 amino acids)
Biological process (GO): mitochondrial respiratory chain complex I assembly
Cellular component (GO): cytoplasm
Molecular function (GO): oxidoreductase activity
Source: RefSeq, a predicted model, not a curated record
UACACCAAUGUGAAGCCGUCGAUAGCACUAAGCACACUUCCGUAACACUUUUUCAAAGUAUUUUGUACUUCUAAACGAGUGGAACAUUUUCAAAUAGAUGGUUCACUACUUUUAUUUUCAGUUUUUUCUUGAGGGAAGGCUGCCUGCUCGGCCAUCUCUGCACAUUUUCUUCACCGCUGUCAAAUUUUGUUUCCACCGCGAGAAACAAUGUUUGGAUAACAUUCACUCCAGUCAAGGAGCUUAGCGACCGAGCGAAGCGAUGGCAACGUGGCGAAGCUUGCGUGCAAAUGUGCGCCACCUCGGGAUUCUGCCGGAGCUCCGGCGGUCGCGUGGCUUCCGACCUUCACGCCGAGGUCUGAUGGUGGCGACGCCGCUGCGGAACGACUUUUUUAAAGAUCUGGAGGCCAAGCUGAGCGACUCGAGAAAGAAGCUGACCGACGCGCUCCCGGGCAGCACCUGGAGCCCGUUGGACAUCAACCCCGACCUGCCACCCGAGAGGACCGACAUUGUGAUCGUGGGGGGCGGCGUGGUAGGCUGGUCCGUCGCUUACUGGCUCAAGAAGAAGGAGGGGAUCCGGGGCGGGCUCAAAGUCGUCGUGGUAGAGAAGGACACGACGUACUCCCAGGCGUCGACGGUGUUGUCGGCCGGGGGGAUCCGCCAGCAGUUCUCUUUGCCGGAGAACAUCGGCCUGUCCUUGGCGUCCGCCCACUUCUUGAGGAACAUCAACGAGCACUUGGCCGUUCUGAACGAGGAUGCCGUGGACGUGCAGUUCAACCAGGCGGGCUACUUGUUCCUGGCCGACGACAAGGCGGCGCACGUCAUGGAGGAAAACUACCAGGCUCAGAGGGCCGCCGGAGCGCAAGUGUGCCUUCUGUCGCCGACGCAACUCAAAGAGAAAUUUCCCUGGAUCAACGCUGAAGACGUAGCGCUUGCUUCGUACGGUUUGGAGAACGAGGGCUGGUUCGACCCGUGGAGUUUGCUCAACGCGUUCCGAAGAAAAGCCAUUUCUAUGGGCGUCAUUCAGUGUCACGGAGAAGUCACCGGUUUCAAAUAUUCAUCUAUGCAAGCCACUUUGGAGGACGGUCAACUGAUGGAGUUGAGGAGGAUCAAAUCUGUCAGAGUGCAGAUGCCAAACAGUUUGGAGUGCCAACCCGUAGAGUGCGUCUUGGUCGUCAACGCGGCCGGGGCCUUCUCGGCAAAACUGGCCGGCAUGCUGGGAUUGGGACUCGGAUGCAGGGAAACCCUGGCGGGAAUUCCGCUUCCUGUCGAACCCAGGAAACGGUUCAUCUACGUGUUCCACUGUCCUGACGGUCCCGGUCUCGACACGCCCUUUCUCAUCGACCACUCGGGCGUUUACUUCAGGAGAGAGGGGCUCGGAGGGAACUACAUUGCCGGGAGGUCGCCGGACCAGGGGGAGGAGCCGGAUAUAUCCAAUCUAGAUGUGGACCAUCAAUUCUUCCAGGAGAAACUUUGGCCCCAUCUGGCACAUCGCGUUCCGGCUUUUGAAAAGCUGAAGGUGACGAGCGCGUGGGCGGGCUAUUACGACUACAACACGCUGGACCAGAACGGCAUCGUGGGCACGCACCCGCUGGUCAGCAACAUGUACUUCGCCACGGGCUUCAGCGGCCACGGUCUGCAGCAGUCGCCCGCCGUGGGCCGCGCCGUGGCCGAACUCAUCCUGGACGGCGGCUUCACCACGCUGGACCUGAGCCGCCUCGGCUUUCGGCGUAUCGUCGACGGGGAGCCCGUGUUCGAGAGGAACGUUGUCUAAAGCCGUUUGCACCUGUUUGGGAUAAGACUAGCUAGCGGAGCAAAUCCACGGGACUGCCGUUAGUCAAACGACAACAGUUAGCCGGUAAGAGCCGGACAACUGGUUAUAUUGUAUUCCUGAUGGAAGAUUUUAUGGGAAUCAACUGGAAACGGAGGGGUCAUUUGAACAUAUUAGCUGCCAUUGACGGCGCUAAACAAACCAAAUCAGCACUAACAACACUGAAACUAAGAUUUGUGUACACAAUUGAUCAAAUGUGCGUAAUAGGAACAUUUCAGCUUGCUGCCCAAGGGGAUAGUCUCCAGCACCCUAGUGAGGAGAAUCAAUCAAGAUAACGACAUAUCUACCAAAUAUAUGUAGUUCCUGUUCUGCUACGGAUAAAGAUCCCCCUGAGUCUGAAAUAAAAGGACAUUUAUUCAUCACAUGAUGUGAAAUGACAUGUUCAAAUACUGUAGAUGCUAUUCAUAAAAAAGCAAUUUUAUGAGAUCUGGAGAUGAGUCAGUCAUGCUGAUGUUUCUUGUGUCAGGAACAGUGGUGAGUGGAGAAGCCCAAAACCUUAAAAGUAGUCAUCCAAAAAGGUACUCGAGUCCAAGUAAAAACGUAUUUGGUGAAAAGAAUACUCAAGUCAUGGGUAACAUUGUAACUGCUUACAAUGUUUUCUUUUUUAAACAUUUUUCUCAGCACAAAGUUAUCUAUAUCACCUGUUAUUACCAUAACCUAUUACAUGACCAGUUUAAGCCGAAGAAAUACAAAAAAAUCAUUCCAGCAAGAGAAAAAAAACAUCUACAGAAAUGAAGCAUCUUUUGACAAAGAGCACGAGUCCCUUCUACAGGAGAAAAUAGUUCCACGUCUGAAUAGAUCCUAUUGUGACAUUAAAAGGAUCAUAUCUCCGAAUUUCCACGGUCAAUCGGUGCCAAAUAACAAUUGGGACAGAGGUUAAAAUCCCUGCUUUCGAGUCAUGUUGAGGGCAGUGCUCUAUAUCAAAUAUUUUUUUAACGGUGCUUUGAACGGUCUCAAUGGAAAACGACAGUCUACAGGCACGCCAAAUAACAUGACGAAAAAAAAAAAUCGGAAUUGUGCCUUAGGCUAGGUUCAUACUGCAGGUCUAAAGAGCAGAAGCGG